GAAAAAAAAAGAGUUUGUUGUCCUUUUGUAAAUUUAUAAUGAUUAGGCCACAUUUCUAUUUCCUAAUACCCAUAUAUGUAAUAUACUCUUUGGCCCAAAACAUGCUCCAUCUACAAGUCCCUUGGGCCCAAGAGCUAAGCGGAGUUAGACGCUGGUACAUAAACACGCCCACGCGCGCGCACACCCACGGAGAGUAGUAGGGUCAGAUCAUCAUCAUCGUCAUCUCUCUCACCAUCUUUGUCACAUCGAUUCAUAAUGUUCUGAAUCAGAAGAAGAAGAAUAUAUCAAUAAUACACGAGUAUAGCACAUCGUUUUUGUCAUAUCGACAAAUUUCUGUCAUCAUUCAUCCUUAACUAAACCCUGAUUCCAGCGUCUUUACUUUACACACAUCGUCCAAUUAGCCCAAGAAGAUAAAAAGAGGUGCUGCUCUUCAUUGUCGUUGCGGAUGUCAUGUUCUUGAAAAGUUAUGGAUCGUUUUGAUUCCUGGAAAAGAUCAUGUUGCAGUGCUUAGACAGUGUGACACAUUUCCUUUCUGCUGUUGCCAAUUGCUGUGAUUCUGAAAUUUAUAAGCAACCUCGAGGCUUGGAGAAUCCUGAAGCUCUUGCUAGGGAAACCGUCUUUAGUGUUAGUGAAAUAGAGGCGCUGUAUGAAUUAUUUAAGAAGAUCAGCAGUGCUGUGAUCGACGAUGGGCUUAUUAACAAGGAAGAAUUUCAACUUGCCCUCUUUAAGACAAACAAAAAGGAGAGCUUGUUUGCAGAUCGGGUAUUUGACUUGUUUGACACGAAGCAUAAUGGGAUAUUAGAUUUUGAAGAGUUUGCGCGUGCUCUUUCAGUCUUUCACCCAAAUGCUCCUAUUGAUGAUAAGAUUGAUUUUUCUUUUCAACUGUAUGAUCUGAAGCAACAAGGAUACAUUGAAAGACAGGAGGUACCUUUCGUAGUUUGCCAAGUUAUUUUAUGCAUGUACGUUUGUUCCAAUCUCUUUUAUAAUUUGGGAAAGUUAGUAGAUUCUGUAACGCUUCUAGGUCCAAGAUCUGAAAGCAAGUGUUGUAAGGGUUCUUUUCAACUGUAUGCUCUAAGAUUUAUGUGAAGGCUAGUCCCCUGAUUUGGAAUAAGUGUGAUAACCAACGUCAAUGUGGAAACUAUGUACUGAAUGUUGAUACUGGGUGGACAGACAUUUAUGAUCUCUCAUGGAUUGCUGAGAAAUGUAUGCAAAGAUUUAUUGUUCUUUAUUUGUUCUAGUGUUAUUUUUUGAUGUGCUUGUCUAUAGAUUGUGUCUUCCUUUGGUCACUUUUAAGAUGUGUGCCAACUCCUCAACCCCCUCCCCCAAGUUUUCAUUCUGGAAAUAACUUUACUUUUUAUUAUAACACAGGUAAAACAAAUGGUAGUGGCAACACUAGCUGAAUCAGGCAUGAACCUUUCUGAUGAUGUGAUUGAAAGUAUAAUAGAUAAGGUGAGAUUUUAGAGGUUCAUCCCCCAGUAUUAAGGAAAUAAAUAGAACUGUGCUCUGGAGGAUUUUUGUGAUUUUCUAUUUAACAGUGUACAAAAGCUUCUUUGAUUUUCUGUUAACAAAUGUAAUAUCACAGUGGUGGUUAGUUGUUGCUCUUUAUCAUCAUCAUCAUUAUCAUUAUUAUUAGUAGUAGUAGUAGUAGUGGUUUGAUGUGAUUUUUCAUCCGUAUCUAUCUGGUGGGUCGAGGUUUGAAAAGUUUGAUUGCAUUCUCUUCUAAAACUUGAUAUAUUUAAUAGUCUGUCUUUCUAACAUUAGACCUUUGAGGAAGCUGAUACAAAACAUGAUGGAAAGAUCGACAAGGAAGAGUGGCGUAACCUUGUACUACGGCAUCCUUCUCUUUUGAAGAAUAUGACCCUUCAAUAUCUCAAGUAAGUUCAGCUUGUGUUGAUUCCGUUAAUUGUGGUUACUACGUGUUACACCACUUCAGUCAUGGUUGCUGACUUCUUAAGCAAGAAGCGUCUGCUUGAAUAUUUGAAUAUUAGGCAUUGGUCUCUAGGUUUUGUCUAGCAUUUUUUCAGCUCAUCAUUCCUGUGACCUGAUGCAGAAAUGAUGUAUAAGAACAUUUUCCCUUGGUGUAGUUUUUCCAAAUGAAGCUUCUGAAAUAUACCUUUUAUAAUGUCGUACUGUAGCAGCCACACCUUUGUUUCUCGUUAUUUUUAUUUUUACAUAUGUUCUUGUUCAUGUAAAUUUUAUGUUGGUUUUCUUUUUUUUUUUAGUUUUUAUCUUUAAAGGUGCUUCCAGGCAGGAUUUGGUGGAAGUUCACAAUUGUCUUGUUUUUCUUGGCCAUCCUAGUACUACUAGAUUCCUCUUAAGUCUAUCUGAUGAACUCCAGUGAGAAAUGAUGCUUUUUAUUGUUGGGUGAAAUUCUUAAAAAAUGGAUCCCUCUAAAUUGAGGGUAUAAAUAACAAUAACCGUAUCUUGUUCUUUGGACAGGGACAUCACUACUACAUUCCCGAGUUUUGUUUUCCACUCCCAAGUCGAUGAUACCUGAUUCUUUUGACUUGCUUUUAAGUAUACCAUCCUUUUGGGAUAUGAGUUUGGUUUAUUCUAUUGCUUGUGAACAAUUUCACCGAUGCUGCAAUUUAAAAGGUGCUUCAUGGCUCUCGGCUGAGGAUCUGCUGCUGCAAUGGAGAUACUGAAUGCAUAAAAAAUCGCCUUCAUACUAUGUAGCUUUUGAUUAAAAUUACAAAAAGGUCUUUAUGUAUUCUGCUUCUGCGUUUAAUAUAUACUUGUGUUUCGGGUGAAUGAAUGUCGUUUUUUGCUCUUUGGGACUCUUUUCUUUUGUCUUUUUGGUUAAAUAGAAUUUUUGAGGGGCUGUGCUUUGAAAGUAAAACUUGUACGGUCGAACUCAUAUUACCGAAUGCAACUAGACUACAACUAUUACAAUGUCCGUGUUGCACAGAUAGUGUUAGAUAUAUUUUGUAAAAUUGUAAAAAUCUUAUCAUAGCCAAGCGUUAUUAUCGCGACGUAACAAUUGUUGUUCAUGUUGUGCCGUGUGAAUUAUAUCCAUUUUUUUAUGUAAUUAUAUUCUAUUUUGAAGAUAAUGUACGCUUUGAAGGGUAAAAUAUUAGUAUGACUUAUAUGUAUAAAUUUUUAGAAGUAAUAGUUCAUAAAAUGUAUCAUAACUUGGUAGUGC
This is a messenger RNA of Oldenlandia corymbosa var. corymbosa, 3142 nucleotides long. The record is from the annotation of a GenBank genome assembly. NCBI's taxonomy places the organism in Eukaryota, Viridiplantae, Streptophyta, Magnoliopsida, Gentianales, Rubiaceae.